UUGAUGAAAGGUAUUGGGAAGUAAUGCCUGCUACGAAAUCGACAAAGAGAAAAAGUCACGUGAACCCACCUUGUGUUCUUGAUACCAUGGAUGUGGGUCCUUCUACUAAGCGAACGAAGGACACAGAACAUGUCAAUGGUUGCCACACAUCAGAAACGGUUGUAUCUCACAACAUCGCCAUACUUGGGUUGGUUGAGUCGGUGAAGAACCUGACUGCAAAAAUUGAUGGAAUAGAUGUUAUUGUAGCUGACAAGGUUAGCGAGAAACUGGACGCAACCAUACAAGCUAAAGUGGAUGCUAAGGUGGGUUUAUAUAAGGAUGAGGUAAUGAUGAAGAUUGCCAUGUUGGUGGAAGACGUAAAGAAUCUUAAAAAGAAGGCUGGUGUCAACAUUCCUAUCGAUGUAGCUAACUCCAAUGAUCACAACUCCAUUGUGCCAGAAGAGGAUGAUGCUUCUAGCAAUGAGUUGUCAUGGAUGCUUCAGAAGAAGAUAAAUUCACAAGAUGGUUUACCAAUCGAAUGUGUUGUUAAAAAGGAGAAAAAGAAGACGAUGGUGAAGCCGGAGCGUAAGACCACUGAUGUGAAAAAUAAAGGGAAGAAAGCUGAAGUGCCAGUGAAGAAAGUGAAGAAGGAGAAAGCAUUUGUCAUCCCAGAACUAAAUGACAAAUCUAUUUCUUCAGGAGAUUGGAAGAAUCAUUUGGAGUGGGAAAAGAGUAAUAAGUGUAGACAAGUGAUGCAAGAACUUGCUUCAACUUUGGAGAAGGUAAAGCUCAAACGAAAACCCCACUUGACAAAGACUCAAGUAUGGCCGUUUGUAGGGAACUCAACUGUCAAGCGUAUAAUCACUGGCGUCACUCCAUCUACGGUGUCGUACGACCCAUUUGCUAAAGUUGAGUCACAGAAAUUGGUGAAAGUUAUGGACUUUAUUAAGCGAGAUUUGGAACAAGAGGAAUCUGGAUAUGGUGAGUUUUGCGCUCAGUUUUACUUAAAGAUAAUGGUGCCAAGAGAUGAGUGGCCAACAGAUAAGUACGGCUGGCUGUCUGACUCGCACAUUGCCGCAGCGAUGCUCAUGUUUCACAGACGUUCCAUGCAAUCCUUAUCUCCAUAUUCUUCAUCUCGAGUUGCAUUUCUAGAUCGGUGGUUCGUGAAGUCAUGGGUUAAUGACUUCGAAAAACAGGACAAGAAGAAGAUUGAGGUGUCAGAUAUGUACAUCAAGGCUUUCAAUGGAGAAUAUCCGGAACAGUUUGUGACCGGGAAGAAAUGGUAUGAAGAUGUCGACACCUUGUUCCUCUGCCACCAUGUUAACGGAGACCAUUGGGUUGCUCUACGCAUUGAUUUACGGAAGUCGACAAUCCAUGUAUAUGAUAGUAUUCCGAGUGUGGUGAAGGAACAUAAGGAUCUGACGGAGGAGUGCAGACCGUUCAUGAAAAUGAUUCCACUGGUGCUUAACAAGAUGCUGCCUCCAAAUUCGGGAAGGAAGAAGACUGAGCAGCAGUUCGCCUUACGUAGGCACAAGGAUGCCCCCCGGAACGAUGACCCAGGAGAUUGUGGUGUGUACUCUUUGAAGUACAUUGAAUGUCUUGCUAUUGGAUGUACUUUUCAGGGCUUGAGUGAUACGAUCAUACCGGAACAAAGAAUGAAGUUGGCAGCAGAGAUCUAUGAAGAGGUGGCCGAGGUUGAUGCAGAAGCAUGAUUUACUGGUUGCUUUGACCAUCGCAUUCUACGAAAAAUAUCACAUGUUUAUCAUUUACCUGAAUGCGCCGGGAGUUCGAAUCCUCUUGCUGAAUCUCGCAUCAGAUCGAUCCUUCCACGACGUGGAGUCUGCCGAAACAGCUCUUAUCGGACUGAAGCCAUUCGCUAUGCUUUUAUCCCACGGAGACCUCACGUACCACCACGAGAAAUGUAUGCUCGAAUGUCUCCUCUCCUCUUCUUCUUCCUCGAUAUUGGAGGAAGACGUGUCUGAAGCGCUUUUACCAUUUUUUAUAUUAAUUUUUAUAUAAAAUUAAUAACAAAUUCCAAUAUAUUUUUGGGCUUCUUUCAAAACCAACCUAAAAUUUGGAGUCAAUUCCAAAACCAACCUCUUUUUUUUUGUCAUUACUAUUCAUCCUUGAAAGUUCCAAAUCCUCCUUAUGUUUUUCAAUUAUUUACCAAAGUGCCAUUAUUAAAUAAUUAUUUAAUAAUUUCGAAAAUGAGAAAAAACCUAUUACACCCUAAACAUUUCUUCUUAUUUACAACAAUGCCAUUAUCAUCAAUUUUCCAACCACCAUGAACCACCAUUUUUGAGCUCUUAAAACCUCAAGAAUUCAAUUUGUAACUACUUUUUUCUCUUUCUAAACUAACAAAUCUUCAUUUUCUCUCAUUUCCUCUUCAUUUUCAUCUGAAAAUCUUUCAUAACUUCCAUUUUUGUAAUCUAAACUUUCAUAUUUUCGAGUUUAUUCAGUGGUUAGUCGAAAAAGGUGGUUCUUUUUGGUCAUAUUUGGAGCUUGGACGGUGGUAAAUGGUGGAAACGAGCUUUACACAAGAAAAAAAUAACUAUUUACUGGGUUUUUGUCAUUUUUCAUAUCUGUGUCGCGAUAGUAGACUGUUUUGUAUGUCUACUCUUAUGUGUAGACGUACGAUGCGAUCUAUUGUUCAACGCACAGGUUACUUUUGCAAUUAACCAAAAUAAUUUUUUUUUGUAUAGUAGACUUCCCUAGAAGUCUGCAUCUUAACCUUUGAAAACAAAAACAAAAAAAUAGGUAGACUUACUAAGAAGUCUACGUAAAGAGGUUAGUUUUUGCAUUUGGCCAAACUCUAUGCAACUUUUGACUUUUCAUAGUAGACUUCACCAGAAGUCUACAUUAUGUAGACUACUAUGGAAGUCUACAAAAGGUCAAUUUUGCAUUUGACCAAAACUUUAACUCCGUUGAAUAGGUUAGUUUUGUAUUUGACUAAAAGAUUAUAUAGUUGACCAAAUCAAAAAAUAGUGUAGACUUCAUAUUCAGUCUACUAUUCUCAGGAAAAAAAACGUAGAUUGCAUAUGAAAGUCUACUUUUUUAUUUUGGUCAAAUGCAAAACUAACCUUUCGAAUUUGGGGUAGAUUUCAGUUGAAGUCUACACAUGUGUAGACGUUCAUAUCAAUCUAUUUGUACUAAGUCAAAUUUGGUCAAUUGCAAAAACUAACCUGUUUUAAAAAAUUAAAAAAUGUAGACUGUAAAUGAAGUCUCCUUUGGAAAGUCAAAUUUUGGUUGAAUUCUGGUCAAUUGCAAAAACUAACCUUUUCAAAAUGUAGACUGAAAAUAAAGUCUACACGUAUAAAAUUACAACUUUUUUUUAAAUACAAAUGAUAACCCAUGGAUUUUUCAAUUGCAAAAACUAACCCUAAUUAUAGACUAAGUUGACAGUCUACAAACGUAAACUGAAAAAACAAUCUAUUAUUAUGUAGACGGAUUAUAAAGUCUACAUAUAAAAAUCUAUAAUAGAUGGAUUUGUGUAUUAUUCGUAAUGUAUUUUCAAGAUUUUUUAGUUUGACAGUGUGCGUUAGUUAAUUCUAAUGGUCUUGAGGUAUUUUGAAAAUAUAAUCUUUUAUAAUUAUUAAAUUAUCAACAUUUUGAUUUUACUGUCUAGUUAGCUAAUAAGUGUAGAUGUCUUUAUAAGUCUACUUUAUAAUUUCAAAAGUGAAAAGAGAAUACUUGUUGUGGUUGAAGAAUGUUAGUUUAUGGAAGAGUGAUAUGUAAGAUCAUUUCUACGUACCUUGAGAAAAAAAUCAGAAAUAUUAGAAUGGGACUCUCUUAUGUUGAUUAUUAGUAUUUAUGUGUUUUUAUUUAUUCCUUACUGCACAUAAUUUUACAAUAGAGAUAGACAAGUGUGAAACUUAUAAACUUAUAUUGAAUUUGUGGUCUUGAGUCAAUAUUAUGUGCCAUGUUUUAUUGCUUUUAAGUUGUGUUACGUGAUGAAAUUUUGUUGAACUGUGAGUCUUAACUUUGAUGUAUUCCUUUGGAGUUGUAUUAAACAAGUCUACUUUCGGUCGAGUACACUUCAGUACAGAAUAUCCAAGAAAAUUACAUAAUACAGCAGUGAUACAAAAGCACAAUACAAUAUAGCUAGUACAAAGGCAUAUAAUACAAACACCUAUUACCAAAAACUUCAUAUCCUCCAAUUCUAGCCAAAAAAUGGUUG
Brassica rapa (field mustard) is the source of this 4156-nucleotide messenger RNA. RefSeq lists its product as uncharacterized. Lineage: Eukaryota; Viridiplantae; Streptophyta; Magnoliopsida; Brassicales; Brassicaceae. Gene Ontology annotation, cellular component: nucleus. Gene Ontology annotation, biological process: protein desumoylation; proteolysis. The record is from RefSeq and is a predicted model, not a curated record. Gene Ontology annotation, molecular function: deSUMOylase activity.